CGGGGCGGUGACCCCGGAAGUCCCCGCCGGGUGCAGCUUGGUCGGUUCGAUCGCAGCCGGGACCUGACGCCGCCCGGAGUCGCCGUCCCUUCUCUCUCUCCGAGUGCUGCUCCUGUCAUUGUGGCCAUGGACGAUACCCUGUUCCAGUUGAAGUUCACGGCGAAGCAGCUGGAGAAGCUGGCCAAGAAGGCGGAGAAGGACUCCAAGGCAGAGCAGGCCAAAGUGAAGAAGGCCCUUCAGCAGAAAAAUGUAGAGUGUGCCCGUGUGUAUGCCGAGAACGCCAUCCGCAAGAAGAACGAAGGUGUGAACUGGCUUCGGAUGGCAUCCCGCGUAGACGCAGUGGCCUCCAAGGUGCAGACGGCCGUGACCAUGAAGGGGGUGACCAAGAACAUGGCCCAGGUGACCAAAGCUCUGGACAAGGCCCUGAGCACCAUGGACCUACAGAAGGUCUCCUCAGUGAUGGACAGGUUCGAGCAGCAGGUGCAGAACCUGGACGUCCACACGUCGGUGAUGGAGGACUCCAUGAGCUCGGCCACCACGCUGACCACACCGCAGGAGCAGGUGGACAGCCUCAUCAUGCAGAUCGCUGAGGAGAAUGGCCUGGAGGUGCUGGACCAGCUCAGCCAGCUGCCCGAGGGCGCCUCUGCCGUGGGCGAGAGCUCCGUGCGCAGCCAGGAGGACCAGCUGUCACGGAGGUUGGCCGCCUUGAGGAACUAGCCGUGCCCCGCCGCAGUGCACCACCUCUGCCCCGUGGUGUGCUGGAAGGUUCCUGUCCUCGCCCCACCGCGUCUUGCCUUCGUGCUGGCCCUGCGGAGCUGUGACCGGCAGCCACUCUGUGUGUCUCACCUGCCAGGCCUGCGUGGCCGCAGGGUGUUCCUGUUCCUUUAGGUUGGGCGGUGGGUCUGCGUCCUGGUGUUGAGUUUCUGCAAAUUUGUGGGGGUGAUUUCUGUGACUCUGGGCCCACAGCGGGGAGGCCAGGAGGGGCCCUGUGGGCUUUUCCCAGCACUGUGGGGGCCUUCAGACUCUGGGGCAGCAGGCACGCUGCUUCCUCAUCAGCCAGAGGGGGUCAGGGCUACCCUGUUGCCAAGCAACUCCCUGAGGCCUCUCCACACCCCCUCGGCGGGCAGGAGGUCCCACCAUGUGCACAGACAUAGCCCAAGGAGGUACCACAGGCCUGUGUGUGCUGGGGGAUGUCAGGUGCCACCCCGCGCCAUCCUGGUGGCAUUUACAAUGACACCCUCCUCCUCCAUGAUUCCAGGAGUGGGGUCUCGGCUGCCCCUACCAGCUGGCUGAGCCCCCUGGCCUCCUGCGCUCCCUCAGUUCCUAAAGCUGCCCAGUCCAUGGGGACAGAACUGUCACCCAGAUCCACAUCCAAGUGUGCCCACCCUGCCGUCUUCAUCCUCACCAGCUGCUGCCUCUGGAGGUGCCUUUGGCCACGUGGGCUGUGCUGUCUGUCUCCUCGGCAGAGCCCCUCUGCGGGCUGGCGCAGUCUGAGAGAUGUGUCUGCAGCUCCUCCCAGUGGGCAGCCUGGGUCUCCCAGAGGACCUGUCCCCGG
Molecule: messenger RNA, 1555 nt
Organism: Macaca mulatta (Rhesus monkey)
Lineage: Eukaryota; Metazoa; Chordata; Mammalia; Primates; Cercopithecidae
Gene: CHMP1A
Product: charged multivesicular body protein 1A
Biological process (GO): vacuolar transport
Source: RefSeq, marked provisional